This is a messenger RNA of Bombina bombina (fire-bellied toad), 1579 nucleotides long. It is a transcript of the gene DENND10, whose product is annotated as DENN domain containing 10. Gene Ontology annotation, biological process: protein transport; regulation of early endosome to late endosome transport. Gene Ontology annotation, cellular component: late endosome. The record is from RefSeq and is a predicted model, not a curated record. NCBI's taxonomy places the organism in Eukaryota, Metazoa, Chordata, Amphibia, Anura, Bombinatoridae. The transcript is spliced from 9 exons. The coding region runs from base 155 to 1231 and encodes 358 amino acids. Gene Ontology annotation, molecular function: small GTPase binding; guanyl-nucleotide exchange factor activity.
AGAAUCCCGCCCCGGGGGCCGCACCAGGAAGCGAUCCUAAAGCUUGUGACCCAGAGCUGGGACGGGCGGGUUCUUAGCUGGAUGGUGAAGGUGGUGGUUGAUCAUCUGAUAAGAAGAAUAGGAAGAAACAUUGUAACAGUUCUGUACCCCGGUUAUGGAUGCACCGGUCGGGCCUGGUGAUGCCCAGCUACCGCUCAGCGUGGGCCUGAUCGAAAAGGACACAAAUGGAGAUACUUUGUGGGUUUGGUGCUAUCCAACUAUUACAGAAGAGUUUAGAGAACUUCUGCUACGGAAAUGUUGUCUUCGCGAAGAAAAGGAAUCUGUGCACCCUUUUUUAUACGGUCAAUACAAAAGAACAUGGUUCUAUAUCGCCUCCAACCAGGUAGAGAGUGGCUCCGUUUUGGAGAAGGUUACUCAUUUUUGUGUUGUUCUGACUGCCAAGGACUUCAAUCCUGAGAAAUAUGCAGCCUUCAGUCGGAUUCUCUGCAGGAUAUAUCUAAAGCAGGGCAGCCCGGUGCCAAUGAUGGAGAGUUAUAUUUCUGUCCUCACUAAAGGUGCUUGUCGGAGUGAAGAGAACGGGAUGUUUUUGUGCCGUGAUUAUGAUCAGCGCAAAGCUUUUCUUUCCAGCUCUGUCAAAGAUGUGGUGUCACAAUUUGGAAUGGAAACAAUAAUUCUGUAUACUGCUGUCAUGCUGAAGAAGAGAAUAGUCGUAUACCACCCGAAACUAGAAGCCCUACAGGAAUUCACCAGGACUCUUCCUGCGUUUGCCUGGCACCGGCAGGAUUGGUCCAUUGUGCUUCCUUAUGUGCAUCAAAACCAAGAGGAAAUUGAAGCACUAAAAAACUGCACAGGUUAUGUCGCUGGCUUUCAUGAUCCAGAUGUUAGUAAUCGCCCUGAUCUUUAUGAUGUGUACGUGAAUUUGUCAGAGAGCAACAUCACAGUAUCUCCAGGUGCAAAAGAGGCACUAACUUUGGGAAAACUACACAAAGACAUUGGGCAACUGAUUUUGCAGUCAGCAGAAGACCCAGAAACAUCCGAUAGUCAAAUUAUUAAGGAUAUCUGUGGGAAGACCAGAGAAAUACUCGCUACUUUACGCUCAUUUGCCGAAGCCAGCAAUGAUCACGAAAAGCCAGCCAUUAACACGGAGCUUUUGAGACAGAAGCGAUUCCCUCCUGCCACAGAAAACUUCCUGUUUCACUUAGGAGCCGCUGAGCAGAUGCUGCAGACGUGACACAAAUUUCCAUCCUCUAGCGAUAAAGGACAAGGACUGGCAAGAAGACAGCUCUGCGUCACAAGGGAUUUAAUUUGACAUACUCUGGCAUUUUUCAUCUUAUCUGGAGAGAUGGCAUAAAACCCUGAAACAUAAUAUUUUUUCCAGGAUAUUUUUGUGGCCUCCGGCAGAAAAAGACUGAGACAUGUUUAUGUAGUAUGUUACAGAAACUAAACAAAAAUCUAUUACUACCAGCACUUCAUAUACAAUUAUUUUUUUAGUAUGAGUCAAUGUGCCAGAAUGGCCAUCAGCGUAUACACAUAGAAUAUGAAACAAGUCUUGUGACAUAAUAAAAUAAUUAUUAUCUUG